AUGACAACCCAAAAGACGAUGCGGGCGCAGCAAUAUGACGCAAGAGACAACAAACUCCACCUCAAUGAAGUAUCCAUUCCCCGGCCCCGCGAGCACGAGAUUCUGGUCAAGAUUGGAUGUGCCUCUCUCUGCCACUCAGAUGUCAUGCACUUUGAGCCCAACGACCAGGGUCUCAUUCUCGGCAAGAACCCCGUUACCAUUGGGCACGAAGGCACGGGCAGGGUGGUUGCAACAGGAUCUGGGGAUAUAGCCAAGAAUUUCAAAGAAGGCGAUGCAGUAGGGUUUCUCUGCGCGGUCGACUGUUGCUUCGAGUGCUACGCUUGCAAGAACGUUCACAAUUCAUGGUGUGUGACAGGGCAGACAAACAUGCAGGGCUUCAGUGCGGAUGGGUAUUUCGCAGAGUAUGCGGUUGUGGAUGCCAGGGAGGCUAUGGUGUUGCCUGACGAAUUGGACCCGAGAGAAUCAGCGCCUCUUUUCUGCGCGGGUGUAACAGCCUACCACAGCAUAGCAGACUGCGAACUGCCUCCCAGCUCCUGGGUUGCGGUCAUUGGAUGUGGCGGCCUCGGACAUAUGGGCAUCCAAUACGCAAAGGCUAUGGGCUACAAGGUCAUCGGCAUCGACAUUACAGACGGAGCGAUUGAAGAAGCCAAGAGCUGUGGCGCAGAUUACACCUUCAACUCCAUGACUGACAAGGAGUAUAAGAAGAAGAUCAACGAACUGACUGGUGGCGGUGUCCAUGCAGCCGUCAACUUCACGGCAUCCAAGAAAUCCUACGAUGACUGUCCUGCGAUUGUCAAGGCUGGUGAGGGUAUCAUCAUGGUUGUGGGGAUUCCGCAGCAGCCGCUCGAGUUCAACGGGCUGGAUCUUGCGUUGGGAAAGUACAAAAUUAAGGGAUCGAACAAUGGAACAUGCUACAAUAUGAGGGAGGCUAUCGAGUUCUCGGCCAAGCACGGGAUCAAGCCGCAUAUGACCAAGUUUGAGCUGGAGGAUGUGCCGAAGAUGGUGGAGCUUAUGAAAGGUCACAAGGCGAAGGGACGGAUGGGUGUCGUUUUUGAUGAUUAG
Molecule: messenger RNA, 1062 nt
Organism: Pyrenophora tritici-repentis Pt-1C-BFP
Lineage: Eukaryota; Fungi; Ascomycota; Dothideomycetes; Pleosporales; Pleosporaceae
Product: AdhP, Zn-dependent alcohol dehydrogenase
Cellular component (GO): cytoplasm
Molecular function (GO): alcohol dehydrogenase (NAD+) activity
Source: RefSeq, a predicted model, not a curated record